Molecule: messenger RNA, 2059 nt
Organism: Boleophthalmus pectinirostris (great blue-spotted mudskipper)
Lineage: Eukaryota; Metazoa; Chordata; Actinopteri; Gobiiformes; Gobiidae
Gene: tespa1
Product: thymocyte expressed, positive selection associated 1
Exons: 11
Coding region: 420-1706 (428 amino acids)
Molecular function (GO): signaling receptor binding
Source: RefSeq, a predicted model, not a curated record
AAACCAACUUGGGUUGUGUGACCUGGAAGGAAGAAGUUUGAAGCACAGGAUUGAAUAGAGAGCUACAGAGUUGUCUUCUUUAUUAAGUUAUACAUUUGACAGUGAUAUCAAAGUUACAAGUCCAAAUUUAAAGAAUUUUGUCGAAUUUUUCACGUCUCUUCCACACCAGGGGCGUAACAUACAGUUCAACCUGACGGCCUUUCCUGGCUACUUAGAACCACAGAAGUUCCCAACACCACAUGUACCACCACUGGUACUCACCACAGUUUGAGAACCACUGCUACAGGAUGUGUCUGACACGGGCUCAACCCACUAUGAUAGAAGAUAUGUAAAGAAAAGAAACAAAAGGCCCCAAUACAACAGGAGCUGCAUUUAUCAAGCUGUGUGUGAAUACAUGCUGAUGCUGAGCCACCUUGAAGAUGGAGAGCCCAGCGUCCACUGUGAGGCGCCGCGCCUGGAUCAACAGCUGCCGUCAGCGACUUACAGACCCACUGCUCUGCAGCCUCCAGUCCACUACUAUAGCCGACGAUGACGACGUCUUCUGUGACGGUCAAGUCAGUUUACCAGGAUGUUCUACUGGAAAGAUUGAGAACUGGUUUCUCACUUGUAGGUCUGGGAGCUCAGAACAUACUGGGCAGUUGAGUUUUGAUUCAGCACUCAAAGCUGGAAGCAUUAUCGAUGAGCUAAACCUUGGUGCUGAUGCAGACACAAUGGAUAAUACACAGGAUACGUGUAUAGCUCAUGAGCUGUGUCUGCACUCCCAAAACCCGGGUCACAGCAUGGGAUCAAGCUUUAAUUCUUCAUCAACAUGGAAUUCUACAACAAGUGUAGCGGAAGUCCUUCAGGUGUACUCAGAGAAGGCAGAAGAGACUUUAUAUGAGCUGGGAUUUGGCAGUGAGGACCCACAAGUUACUGUUCGUAUCCCACCACGAUUCUUUACUUUUCCAUCUCAGGCCAAGGGCAUAAACUUCCGACUGUUUCUGGAUGCCCAGCUACAGAGAAUUCGUGAAGAGGAUCCAAGCCUCUCCCUUGCUAGUCGUUUCAGACAAGUACAAGUGCUCACAGCAAUGGCUAAUGCAUUCUACUCACUGUACUCCCAUGUGUCCCGAACACCAGUCCAGAAACUCCCCACACCAGAAUUUAACUUUUCCACUCCCAUUGAGCGAAUGGAGCGCUUUAGAAGUAGCCUUCGCAGUGACCCGCGAUCCCCAGUGGACAAGCUCAAAGACACUGUCUCCAAAAUGUGUCUCUAUUCAGGCUCAAAUCGAGAAUUUGAUUCACCUCUGCCAUCACCCAAAAAACGUCUCAGCUUGCCUGACAUUGUGGAUAUAGUUCUGGAGAAACCUGGGCACACGAAAAAAACUGAAAUGGGAAAAGAUAGUGUAAAUGUGUUACUAGAUGUUUGCAUGGCUGAUCAAGACAUGGACAUGGAGUACAUACAAAAGGAGAAUGAGCAAACCAAUGGAGCACAUACAACAGGAGAAAGAGCAAACCAAAAUAGGACUAUAAAGAAUGAUCUUGCAUUCAGUGACCAACCAGAUAUUUGUCAAACUGAAGACUUCUGUGUUGAGACAACAUGCCUUCCCUCAUUAUUAUCAGAGGACCCAGGGUCAGCUAUUCAGUUAACUAAUCCAAAAUCAUUGGUGAAAGCUGAACAAAUACGUUCACAGAUAGUGGAGAGCAUACAUCAGGCCCCCUUUUAUUAACAAUAUGGAGACUUAAAAAAACAGAUUAAGAAUCAGAAGAGACUUAAAUCAUAUAGACCAAAUUCUAGACAGUAAGAAUCAGUGUAUGUUUCCUCUUCACCUGCAGAAAAGUAGUAGUUUGUCCUUCAGUAUCCAAUAUCACAUACAGUUACAGUGCUGCAUCUCUGUACAAUCUGAAAAUCAUAACAUAAUAAAACAGCAUCUGUCUCCAGUGCUACAUACUAUGUCAUGUAAUCUUCCAACAAGACAGCAACUUUAUACUUGAAGAGGUAAUAUGAUUUAAUGAUGCUUUCUCUGUAAAUGUGUAAUAAUAAUAAUAGUAAUAAUAUAUAAAUGACUAUAACUGACUCCCA